AUGUAUCUCUGGGCUUCAUUCACUCUUCUUAUUGCCACGGUCGCGGCCCUAGAGAGCCCCCACCGAAAAGCCUUGAAGCAACAAGCGGCAAAAGUUUUUCCCAAAAGAGAUACUCAACAUGUCCAGACCAGCUACCAAUAUUUGAACAAAAAGACGGAACAGUUCCUUGUCGACGGAAAAGACUUUCCGCAAGUUCCAUUCGAUAUUGGUGAGAGCUAUUCUGGGCUUCUCUCCAACACACCUCACGGAAAUUCGAGCUUGUUUUUCUGGUUUUUCCCCUCUAGUAAUCCACAGGCCAGCAAGGAGAUCACAAUAUGGCUGAAUGGAGGACCGGGGUGUAGCUCACUCGACGGUCUUUUACAAGAGAAUGGCCCCUUUCUCUGGCAGUCUGGCACAUAUGCACCCGUUCGAAACCCUUACUCAUGGACGAAUCUGACAAAUGUUGUAUAUAUCGAUCAGCCAGCUGGGACUGGCUUCUCGCCUGGCCCUCCGACCGUCCAGAAUGAGACUGAUGUCUCCAAUCAGUUCAAUGAUUUCUGGAAGAGAUUCAUUCAAACAUUCAGCAUGCAGGGGUACACAGUCUAUAUUACCGGAGAAAGCUACGCAGGCCAAUAUAUUCCGUAUCUGGCUUCUGGGAUGUUAGACCGCAAAGACACGACCUUCUUUAACUUGAAAGGGAUUCAGAUCAAUGACCCAUCAAUCAACGAAGAUAAUGUGAUGAUCUAUGUCUUGAUAGCCCCGGCGGUUCCGGCUUUGAAUCAUUUUUCCAAUGUGUUUUCAUUGAAUGAGACCUUCAUGGAACAUAUCAACAAUCGCGCCGAGGAAUGUGGAUACAACAAAUUCUUAAAUGAAGCGCUAAGAUUCCCCCCUCCAAAGAGCUUUCCUAUUGCACCAGACGAAACUAAGAAGGACUGCGACGUGUGGGACCAGAUUGUUAGGGCCGCGACCUACAUCAACCCAUGCUUCAAUAUGUAUCACCUGACAGACUUCUGCCCUUUCUUGUGGGAUGAAAUGGGAUUUCCUUCUUUAGCUGGAGGUCCUAAUAACUAUUUCAAUCAAUCGGCGGUACAGAAAGCAUUGCAUGUACCAUCGACUAAUUACGCAGUCUGUGGUGAAAGUAACAUUUUUCCAGACGGAGACGGUUCGAUCCCGAGUGCCCUUGGUCCACUCCCGAGUGUCAUUGAGCGAACAAAUAAUGUCUUGAUUGGCCAUGGCUGGUAUGAUUACUUGCUAUUCAUGAACGGAUCUUUGGCCACCAUCCAAAACAUGACCUGGAAUGGGGUUCAAGGAUUUCAAACACCACCUAUUGAGCCACUCUUUGUUCCAUAUACCAACACCUUGAAUGAGAUCGCCAAUGGAAUUGAAAAAACCCCCUUCACAGCCGAUGCCGGAGCUGGCAUCCUCGGAACAGCUCAUACAGAGCGUGGUUUAACAUUUAGUACUGUUUACGGCUCUGGGCACGAAAUUCCUCAAUAUGUUCCUGGUGCUGCAUAUCGACAGCUCGAAUUCCUAUUGGGUCGAAUUAAAAGUCUCCAAGAGAAGGGGCCUUUCACUACCAAGUAG
Messenger RNA from Penicillium atrosanguineum, 1563 nucleotides. RefSeq lists its product as uncharacterized. Gene Ontology annotation, molecular function: serine-type carboxypeptidase activity. The record is from RefSeq and is a predicted model, not a curated record. Lineage: Eukaryota; Fungi; Ascomycota; Eurotiomycetes; Eurotiales; Aspergillaceae. The transcript has 5 exons. Gene Ontology annotation, biological process: proteolysis. Bases 1 to 1563 code for a protein of 520 amino acids.